AUGUCACGUCAACUAAAACUAGAGUUGCAACCAGGCAAGAGUCUGGGUGACUUUGUCCUUGGAAUGACAAUUUCCGAGGCACUCAAUGUGAUCAAACAUAACAAUGUGGCUGUCAUCAACAAAGUGGACAUCAUCUUUAAUGACUCUGAUCCACUUAGCAUCGACAUAGUUCUCAAGUUGGUGGAUGAUGGCGUGCUGUUACGAUUCGCACCGUCCUCACAACGACUCAGGGUGAUCGAGAUAUUUGACGUAUCAAAGCUGGCACUAAGCUAUCGUGGAUCAAUCUUUAGCAAUAGUGAGAGCAUUGCUUCGUUCGUGAACAUCUAUUCCAAGUUUGGUCCAUCAUAUCCAGGCGACUUCAAUGCCAAGAAGAACGUCUAUCACCUUCACUAUCCUGGCCUAUCAUUUAGUUUCCCAAUUCCACCAAAGUUUAACUCAUUAUACAGCGAAGGAACAGAGUUGCCCGUGGAGCUACCGGAUGGCUCAACACCAGUUGUCUCCAAGGUGUUUGUAUAUAGUGGAUUGCAGAUGAAGACACCUCUCACAGUCAUGCCUUCACCAAAUGAGGACAUCAUUGUUGUGCCGAACGCAGGUGUCUACUUUUGCAGAAGGAAUUGUAUAUUGACAUUCAAGUCCACGCCACAGGAUGUACUUAGUGAGCUCGGACCACCUUCAAAGAUCUAUCACAAGGAUGAGGACAACAUGAAGAUACACACCUACAAGGUUGAGCUUUCUCCUGCACCCGACUACUUCUACAACUACUUCCAUCUUGGUAUCGAUAUUCUCUUUGACGCCAAGCGUAACACUGCCAAGAAGUAUAUCUUUCACACCAACUUCCCAACUCACUAUGAGUUCAACCUCGACAACUCAAAAGCCAUCUUUGAUGCUUUGAAGAAUGUGGUCGAGGGCAAGGUUGCACCACCCUCUGCCAAGCAAGUGGAGAAUGGUCAUCCUCCAAUCGAUCCAAACAACAUCCCCCAAUUGCCCGAGCUUGGUGGUGAUUCCUCGUCGUCGUCAAGUAGCAAUGUCAAUGGCAAUAUCAAUGGCAAUGGCAAUGUCAAUGGAAAUGGCAAUCAACAACAAGCACUAAGUAACAAUCUUCAACAUCCAAAUGGACCAUUGUCAUCAUCACCAUCGAACCCUUCAUUGAUGCUCCCGCCAAUCUUGGUGGCAAUGUCGUCUGAGCUUCAGCAGCAACAGCAACAGCAUCGAAACGAAUCAUCCGUCAUUGACCCAUCCAUCCACUUCAUCCAUCCCGACAUGAAGUGGGACGAGGUCCAGAACGUCUUUGGCAAGUCCGGCAAGCCUGUAGUCAACAACCGUGGCUCCAUAUCCAAUCCAUUUGGUUCCACCUACUUCUACGGCUAUCCAGGCAUAAUAUUUGAAAUUAUGAGGAACCAAUAUAUAGCAUCAGUUUGUCUGUUUGACGAUUCCCCAAUCUAUGUAAAUAACGACACCAAUGGCAACCACAUGGGAGGACCUUCCUACGGCAGCAGCAUCAACGGAAGCAACAUUAGUAAUAGCAAUGGUGGCAAUGGUGGUGGAGGCAGCAGUAGUAGUUAUAUAGAUAGUAUCGAAAGUGGAUUCUAA
Messenger RNA from Acytostelium subglobosum LB1, 1590 nucleotides. RefSeq lists its product as hypothetical. The transcript has 7 exons. Bases 1 to 1590 code for a protein of 529 amino acids. The record is from RefSeq and is a predicted model, not a curated record. Lineage: Eukaryota; Evosea; Eumycetozoa; Acytosteliales; Acytosteliaceae.